UCAAUGCAGACAAUAACCAAGAGCAGCAUUAUCUCCUAGGCACCAAAGCUCUGUUGGCAGGUGGAAAUCAGGGAAACCCGUCAACAUGGUGAGCUUAUUCGCUUCGCUUGCAGCUGGGGGGCGGACACCUCCGCUUUCAAUGAUCCAAGUGCUCAGCUGCCAUCUUUCAUGCAUGGAAUCGUUCCACAGCGAUGCUUCUAGAGGGAGCCACGUAGCUGCGCCCUAACCCACUCGACCACACUCCGAUUCAUCAGGCGUACCUCUUGCAGGUGUGUGCCAUGAAGAAAAGAGAGAAUCCAUGGAUGACGCCCAUUUUCCAGAAUUCUACGAAGCUACAUUCUUAUCUGGGUACAUUGACCGGUUAAGCUUAUGGGAAGUCCCAGUCAUUCCCUAACAAUGGGAUGGGAAAUGCUCCUUACUCUCCGUGUUGUUGAGCCUACCCAGGUAAACUCUCCGGAUGACGAUGACGAUGCUGAAGGAGAGGUGAAAUUAUACCGUGGUUGGAACCCGCUAUCUCGUGAUUCCCCAUGUAGGAAGGGCUUCACAAAUUCUCGGGGCAUCAACCAACUGUUCAUUGACAAUUGGCUGUCAUUGUUCGAGAUGACCUCGAUUGUUCGGGAGAAUCCGUCAACCGAUGAGGGCAUCCGAGGGACUCCCGCGGUACACCAGUGGAAGGCAAGAGAAAGCAAAUCCACACUUGAUCGAGGGAGCUGACGUCCAUACCGACAGAAAUUUGCCGAGGACCAUUGACAACAUCAGG
Molecule: messenger RNA, 760 nt
Organism: Aspergillus eucalypticola CBS 122712
Lineage: Eukaryota; Fungi; Ascomycota; Eurotiomycetes; Eurotiales; Aspergillaceae
Exons: 1
Coding region: 397-714 (105 amino acids)
Source: RefSeq, a predicted model, not a curated record